AUGAGCUGGAAUCGUCCACAGCCAUCGGUUCUAGACUCAAUCUUCAGGGCUUUGUCACAGUUCUCGGACCCAAACACCGCUCCACAGGACGAACGACAGUCUCCGAAUCAGCAGGACAGCCCAGAUCAGGCUGGUCACAAUUGGGUCCAGCGCCUGUCCCUGUCGGAUCAGCAGAAGGUCCGUCCAAUCUUUUUGACCCUGCACAUGUUGUUCCCUCAUGAACUUCUUCCCGCCCUUGACAUCCUCGACCGAGGCCUGGUUAGGAAACUCGUGGUAAACUCCUCAGUGCCGGUGGGAGACGACCCAGAAGAUAUUCCCCGACAGAGACGUUCUUCUGCAGAGGAUCGCUCGGUACUCGAAUGCCCUGAAGUUAAUCCCCAGGUCCAGCCAGAUCAUCGUGGCUGGGAGGUUUUCUACGUCCAAUCUUCGACCGCUGCGGACAAGCAAAGUUCGCGACCACGAUACUAUCCUCAUGGUGGCCAUAGCAGCACGGUCCCGCUUUACGAAGUCCGCCUCGAGACCUGGAAUUGCACGUGUCCGGCGUUCAGCGUGAGCGUGUAUCAGAGCUUGAAUCUGGAACAUGGUCGAGACUCUGGGGUAGUUGACGACGACAUUGACGUUGGCCAGACUGGCCCAUCCAAGGCGACGGCCGAAUAUGAGUACAAAUUCGGUGGUUCUGUCACCGUCAAGCUCGCCAGUACACCGAGCUGCAAACACAUUGUAGCAGCGUUCCUGGCAAAAGCUGCCCCAAAUCUUUUCGCAAACGGCGUGAAGGAGACAACUGUCUCGCGGGAAGAAGCAAGUGCAUGGGGAGGCGGAUGGGGAGAGUAUGGAGGUAUCUGGGACUAA
This is a messenger RNA of Fonsecaea nubica, 849 nucleotides long. RefSeq lists its product as hypothetical. NCBI's taxonomy places the organism in Eukaryota, Fungi, Ascomycota, Eurotiomycetes, Chaetothyriales, Herpotrichiellaceae. Gene Ontology annotation, molecular function: zinc ion binding. The record is from RefSeq and is a predicted model, not a curated record. Bases 1 to 849 code for a protein of 282 amino acids. The transcript has a single exon.